AUGGCAUAUUAUGGUGACAACGCCGACUUCGAUCACUUCUACCGCCCUCGCCACAGAAGUACCGGCCCUGUGACUUACUACGGACGCCAUCCCUACCGGCAUCAUCAUGAGCAGACGCGUUACGAGCUUCGACCAGACCCGUACGACGAAGUCGACAAUCAAACAUACAUCGGCCAGGCGGAUCCUCAAGGCUCCAACGACUCACAAGCCCGACGACGUAUCGCGAUAGCAUGCGCAAGAUGUCGCCGUCGCAAGAUCAAGUGCAGCGGAGACCCGGGGGACAAUACUGGCUGCUCGGCAUGCAAGUCCUCGGGCGCUGAUAUCAGCAAGGACUGUACUUUCAAUCGGGUGGGCAGCCACAGCUGGAAUUGGACAACACCGCCCGAGCUGGAUGCCACUGGUACAAUGAGCAUCCCGGCUCAGGCAUCGGGCUAUCAUCCUCUGGCAUCUGCAAGUGGCCGGCAUGGAUCUCACGGGAUGCACAGACCUUCUCUGCCGCUACUUCACACUCGCACCAACUACCCACCAGAACUCGGCUCGGAUUACAACCCAUCACCAGUUGACGUCUACACGUACCCACCUCCGACAAGCCAACGGCAAGACUCGGUCAGCGGCACAUACCCUCUGGAGAGCUACCGCAGCUUCAGCACCAGUGCACCGUUGAACGCGCCGACAACCGCAUCCUACGAACCUCAGAUGGGUUACACGUUUGGCGCAAUAUCAGCUCCAUCAAUGUCCUAUUCGCAAGGAGACUCCUUCUCAGCGCUAAACAUGGGUCAAAUGCAUUCGUCACUCCCACCAUCAAUGGUUCACGACAGACGUUUGCCAAUACCUUACGUCCCGCCAGAAGCGCUGCCGGUGCCUUGGGUGGCACAGCUGCCUGAGUUGCGCCGUCUGGAGCAGUAUGAUGGCUCACGCGGUCAGCUCGACGGCACUCAUAGCCGGAGCACUCUGCCGUGGACCUCCGUGCCGCCGUACACCACGUCCUCGGAUGCGCCAAUGACUACAUUCAGGUCCAUCAGCGGUCUGCCCUCCACGACUGCUAUGCCUACAACGACUGCUUACUCGGACCCAACACUUGGAUACCAAUUCGGUCCCAUGCCACCGAUCUCGAGUAACAGCAGUCCAGACGUCUCUCCGACUUCCGGCCCCACAGGAUCGGAAGGAUAUCAAAGCAAUUCAGGCUCCUCCACUAACCUGAUGCUUCCACUUCCGAAUGCACGCUACUCCGCAGCAUCAUCGCAUGGACUUCCAUCAAUCAUCACCGAUGGUCGUCCGAGCUACCAGCAAGGUGCUCCGCCGCCACAUUACGCCUAUAUUGGCCAUCGCAACGACACGGAUCCCAACAGCAGUGAUGGGCGUGGGAAUCUUGGUGAGAGCGGCGGCUGGUAUCCCAGGACCAGCAAUGCCGGCUACACAGCCGCAACAUACCCCUCCAACACCCGCACCGCCAACUGCGAGUUCAACGAAGGUCGUAGCCACAGCUACAACAGUUCAUCACUCCGCCAGCCCCAGCCGCAGCAUCCAACGAGUAUCGAUGCUCUCUGCCGUCAAUCGUCCUUUGACCGAGUGACCUCGCCACAACAGCAGCAACAGGAGGAGCAACAACAGCGGGAAGACCAUCAGAAUCUCCAUGAGCGUCAUGAAUGCCAUGACAGGCGCCGGCAGUCUUCUGGCACUACGCAGUCGAGGAUGUCGAUCUCCAACUUCAAUGCGACAUAUUGA
Molecule: messenger RNA, 1725 nt
Organism: Saxophila tyrrhenica
Lineage: Eukaryota; Fungi; Ascomycota; Dothideomycetes; Mycosphaerellales; Extremaceae
Exons: 3
Coding region: 1-1725 (574 amino acids)
Biological process (GO): regulation of DNA-templated transcription
Molecular function (GO): zinc ion binding; DNA-binding transcription factor activity, RNA polymerase II-specific
Source: RefSeq, a predicted model, not a curated record